Molecule: messenger RNA, 3936 nt
Organism: Urocitellus parryii (Arctic ground squirrel)
Lineage: Eukaryota; Metazoa; Chordata; Mammalia; Rodentia; Sciuridae
Gene: Elf4
Product: E74 like ETS transcription factor 4
Biological process (GO): cell differentiation; regulation of transcription by RNA polymerase II
Cellular component (GO): nucleus
Molecular function (GO): DNA-binding transcription factor activity, RNA polymerase II-specific; sequence-specific DNA binding
Source: RefSeq, a predicted model, not a curated record
UCCGCCCCCCGACUCGUUUUUAUCAGGGGCGCCGCCGUCUCACCUGGUAUUUGCAUCUCGCCCUCCAACUUGCCAUUGGUGGCGCGACGUGUGGGAGAGCCCUGCGCCUCGCCCGCCCGGACCAGCCUGCCCUGGCGCCGAGGUUGCCCCUGCAGUUGGCCCAGCCCAGCAUGCAGCCUUGAGCUUGGCAUAAGCCACCACUCACUCCGCUUUCUACGUGUCCUUCUGUGGCUCAGUGGAGACUCUUGCCUCAAGGUACCUGAACAGCAUCUCUUUAUCAAGAAAGUGCUGCAGCUACAGAGAGCCCGGGAAAUCCCGCUGUCGGCUCUGCUCUGGGAGAAAACAGUAUGGCUAUUACCCUGCAACCCAGUGACCUGAUCUUUGAGUUUGCAAGCAACGGGAUGGAUGAUAUCCACCAGCUGGAAGACCCUUCAGUGUUCCCGGCUGUGAUCGUGGAACAGGUACCCUACCCCGAAUUACUGCACCUGUAUUCAGGACUGGAGCUGGACGACGGUCACAAUGGUGUCAUAACAGAUGGGACCUUGUGCAUGACACAGGAUCAGAUCCUGGAGGGCAGUUUUUUGCUGGCAGAUGACAAUGAGGCCACUUCACAUACCGUGUCAACCACUGAAGUCUUACUGAAUGUGGAAUCUCCGAAUGAUAUCCUGGAUGAGAAGCAGAUCUUCAGCACCUCUGAAAUGCUUACAGACUCAGACCCUGCUGCAGCCAUCACUCUGCCCAACUACCUGUUUCCUGCCUCUGAGCCCGAUGCCCUGAAUGGGGCUGGUGACCAGGAAGAUCAUUCUCUGGAGGGAAGGGUCUCCAGAGAGGAAAGUUCUAAGAAGACUGGAAAAUCAAAGAAAAGAAUCCGGAAGACAAAGGGCAACCGCAGUACCUCACCUGUCACUGACCCUAGCAUCCCCAUCCGGAAGAAAUCAAAGGAUGGCAAAGGCAGCACCAUCUAUCUAUGGGAGUUUCUCUUGGCGCUUCUACAAGACCGAAACACCUGUCCCAAGUACAUCAAGUGGACCCAGCGAGAGAAAGGCAUCUUCAAGUUGGUGGACUCCAAAGCUGUGUCCAAGCUGUGGGGAAAGCAGAAAAACAAGCCUGACAUGAACUAUGAGACAAUGGGGCGGGCCCUAAGAUAUUACUAUCAAAGAGGCAUCCUGGCUAAAGUGGAAGGGCAGAGGCUGGUAUACCAGUUUAAGGAGAUGCCCAAGGAUCUGGUGGUGAUUGAAGACGAGGAUGAGAAAAGUGAAGCUCCAGCAGCACCGCCACAGGCCUCCACUUCCUCCACUUCCUCCACCAACACCACCCGGAGGGCCAGCUCCAGGGUCUCAUCCAGAGCUGCCACCCAGGGCAAGGGCAGCCCUUCCUGGGAGAAGCCAAAGGUUCAGCAUGUAGGUCUGCAGCCAUCUGCGAGUCUGGAAUUGGGACUGUCUCUAGACGAGGAGAUCCCCACUACCUCCACCAUGCUUGUCUCCUCACCAGAGAGCCAGACCAAGAUCACCAAAGCCGUGAGUACUUCUUCAGUGCCCAGCAACAUCCACCUAGGAGUGGCCCCUGUGGGGUCAGGCUCAGCCGUGACCCUGCAGACCAUCCCGUUGACCACAGUGCUGACCAAUGGGUCUCCUGCCAGUACUACUGCUUCCACUCAGCUCGUUCUCCAGAGUGUUCCUCCUGUGUCAACGUUGAAAGACACCUUCACUUUGCAGGCCUCCUUCCCCCUGAACACCAGUUUCCAAGAGAACCAGGUGGCAGCACCAGGGACCCCCCUGAUUCUUAGUAGCCUCCCCCAACUGCUGGCUGGGGCCAAUCGUUCAACCAACCCAGCACCACCCUCGGCCACAGGUGCUGGACCAGCGGGGCCCAGCUCUCAGCCCCCUGGGACUGUCAUUGCUGCCUUCAUCAGGACUUCUAGCACCACAGCAGCCCCUGGGGUCAAGGAGGGGCCACUGAGGUCCUCCUCAUAUGUACAGGGCAUGGUGACUGGGGCUCCCAUGGAGGGGCUGCUGGUUCCUGAAGAGACCCUGAGGGAGCUUCUGAGAGAUCAGGCUCAUCUUCAGCCACUUCCAACCCAGGUGGUUUCAAGGGGUUCCCACAAUUCGAGCCUUAUGGGAAACCAGACUUUCUCUUCCCCCAGCCGCCCCACUGUUGGGCUGACCCCUGUGGCUGAACUUGAGCUCUCCUCAGGCUCAGGGUCCCUGUUUAUGGCUGAGCCUAGUGUGACCACAUCUGGGAACCUGCUGACUAGAUCCCCAACCCCAGCCUCCUUCUCCCCAUUCAACCCCACCUCCCUCAUUAAGAUGGAGCCCCAUGACAUGUAAAGGAAGGCAUCACCAGUGUGACCCAUCAGGUGAAGCUGAGCAGCAUUUUCACACAGACUGACUUAAGUAGUGUCCUUGCCCUUACGUUUCAGUGGGAUUCAUUACACCUGAUCCCCAGUCCCCCGGCCCUACCUGGCAUCACCAUGGCCAAGCUAUGCUCACUUUGAGCAAGCAUUCCUGGCAGCAGACCAUGGCCUUCAGGAGCACUAGGGGAUAUGCUCUUGGCAGGAUAUUGGGCUGACUUGGUGAUAGAGGGAAACCCCCUGAGCCAGGGAGAAAUUUGGGGCCAGGGCAUGGGGGGUUUGUGAGAAGAGUCUGGCCUGACUGCAUCUCACUGUCUACAUUCCCUAUGCAGGGAAUUUACUAUCCCGUAUGUGAAUAUCUCUGUAUGUAUUUGUGUGUACUUGGGGUUCUGUAUCUUCCGUUUUGGGGGGAAGAUGGGGGUGUAGCUGUGAGGUCUUCAAGGGGUGGUGUGUUCCUCCAUGGGUCAACCACAGAGAUGAGGAUUUUUUUUAAAGGAAAAGCAUUUUGUAAUAACCUGUUCAAGCCAAGAUUUGGUUGCUCUGAGACUAUAGGGUACUGGUUGGGUCCCCCAAACCUGGAGAGAUGUCACAGAGCUGGGAUGGGUCCAGGUAGGAGAGCUUCAGUGGGUCUGUGUGUUGCAGAAGACACAUGCCUAGGGGACAAGAAGGCUGAGUGGGAUUGGACAACAAAUGAAGAAAGAGAAGAGAACUCAGCACUGGAUGUGACCCCCACAGGCUAGACCCAGACUCUUUUCCUAGAGUUUGCCACAUUGCCUGCCGAAGUCAUCGAUGCUGGCAGGUCGCAAACUUGCGGACUGGGUUGGUUGAAUGUUUGUGCCCAGGACUUGAGCUGUUGGUGUAACACCAUCCCUCCACCAGACAACAGCCUCCUCUGGCACACCGCUCUAGGUGCCCCAUCCUUGGCUCCUUCUAUGUUACUUUUGACCCUGAGAUUUUUCUAGCUGUCAGGCAUUGCUGGGGCUAGUCAGUAGACAGCCCAGCCUGGGCCUGCCUCCAUUCCUGCCUGUGGGCGUGUGCUGUGUAGUGCCUGCUCUGCAGUCUCUGCUGCCUGUCCUGCCCUCUCACCUCAGAGGUGUGCCAGCCCACUCCCACAAUGCCUACCACAGACCUUCUCCGGUGGGCUACUGCUCUUCAUUUCCAACUUUUUGCACCUAAUGCUGAUUCCUUCUUCACUGAGAAGACAGGAGUCAGCAGGCAUGAGUUAUCUCCACAUGGCUCCCUUUCUCUUUCUGAGGCUUGGGUGCCCUUCCCUUCUUUCUUUGAAUCCGCUCACCACUCCUGCCAAGUUUGGGGGCAAAACUAAGAAAUGCCUGGAAGCAACUCUGGUGAAUUUGGUUAAUGUGAAUCAGUGCCUCAGGACUUUUGCUCCGUCCUCGGCACAAAACCACCCACUUGAUCUAACUACCUCCCCUGGCUGCUCUUUUCUCUCUUUCCCGUCCUUAUUCUCUCCCACUCGCUUCUUCCCCAGGGAGGUGGCCAUGCAAGUGCAUUUACUAUGUUUCUAGCAGUUGGCAUUGAAGUGCCUUUUUCUAAUAAAAUCAGCUUAUUAUGGACAAUUUCCUGAU